AUGUCGGAUGUGGAGACUGCUUCUUCAAUCAAGUCCUCCCAAAACCUUUCUGUUGCUCCACCUAGACCUCCACGAUCGCUGCGGGAAAAAGUACUUACAAAAUCCAGUUUAUCAAAAGCAACACCUAGCGAGAAGUUGUCGCAGCCAUCAUCUCAUCCCGCAACAGGAAAACGUCCAGCGGACUCUGCUCCGACAGACGCAUCUACAACAAGAAAAAAUGCCUCUUCGCACACCCCCACUCUGGGAACUAAAAUGUCGCAAACUUCAGUUAAAAGCGACAGCUCGAUCCGAUCCUCCGUUUGUGACCCGGUAGAUGCGACUAUCGACAAAGUAGCUAACUGGAAGCAGGAAGAAAUUCCUCCACUUCCAGUUUUAUCCGACGAAGAACUUUCGAUCACAUCUGCGCCGGAAUCACCACUAUCGGAGGCACCGGAAAAAAGGAAGACCCAGCCUGCUUUUUAA
Parnassius apollo (apollo) is the source of this 462-nucleotide messenger RNA. NCBI's taxonomy places the organism in Eukaryota, Metazoa, Arthropoda, Insecta, Lepidoptera, Papilionidae. The record is from the annotation of a GenBank genome assembly.